AAGUGAGUUACAUAACCUUGAAUUCAAUCACGAGAUUUCAGUAUUGAUCAGUAUUUUUUAUUGUUGACUAAAUUUAUAGGAUUAAUAUACAGACCUGACACGCUUGGGUGCUGACACAGAAAAAGAGCAAAUAUGCAUCGUGCACGGGUUGUACUUCAGGUGUCAAAUAAAGUCGGAAAUAGUGAGAGAUUCGCAUCAUGGCUCCUCAACAAACCACAGAAUGCUGGUGUGGCAGUAACCGCCAAUAGGUGGAAAAGUUCCACAGCGGCUGAACCCUUCCUCAAUGGCUCCAGCUCAGCAUAUGUGGAGACCAUGUACAACUCAUGGCUCUCGGACCCUAACUCUGUGCAUGCAUCUUGGGAUGCAUUUUUCCGCAAUGCAACCAAUGGUGCGCAACCCGGCGCUGCUUAUACAUCGCCACCUAACCUAGCGCCAUACAACAGAAACGAGGUACCGCUCACUGCUCUCGUGCCGACGUCUGGUGGCAUGCCUUCCAUUUCUGCAGGGUCACCUAUCAAUGAGAAGAUAAUUGACGACCAUCUUGCUGUUCAAGCUAUUAUAAGGAGUUACCAGGCUCGCGGUCACCUGGCGGCCGAUGUGGACCCGCUCGGCAUCACGACGGCCAACCUGCCCGAACUGGGCAUGCGCGCGCCGAACUCCGAGCUCAUCAUGAGGAAAUAUUUCAAAUUUGAUGAAGCCGACAUGGAUAGGGUAUUCAAACUGCCAUCUACCACAUUCAUUGGCGAAAAAGAAAAAGCUUUACCACUUAAGGAAAUCUUGAGCCGUUUGGAACAGGCAUACUGCAACAACAUUGGCAUUGAGUUCAUGUUUAUUAACUCGCUGGAACAGUGCAAUUGGAUUAGGCAGAGGAUGGAGCCCCCCAACGUCACCAAAAUGAGCCCUGACCAGAAGAGACUUAUUCUUGCACGUCUUACUAGGUCAACUGGAUUCGAGAAUUUCUUAGCAAAGAAAUGGUCAUCCGAAAAGCGUUUCGGUCUCGAAGGUUGUGAAAUUCUAAUUCCGGCAAUGAAACAGGUGAUCGACGUCUCCACACGUCUAGGCGUUGAAUCUAUCAUCAUGGGAAUGCCACACAGAGGUCGUCUAAAUGUAUUGGCUAAUGUUUGCCGUAAACCACUCCAUCAGCUGUUUACUCAAUUUGCUGGUCUUGAAGCGGAAGAUGAUGGAUCUGGUGACGUCAAAUAUCAUUUGGGUACAUACAUCGAGCGUUUGAACCGAGUAACAAACAAGAACAUUAGGCUGGCUGUUUGCGCUAACCCAUCCCACUUGGAAGCUGUCGACCCGGUUGUGCAAGGCAAGACAAGGGCUGAGCAGUUCUACAGGGGUGACAAUGAGGGCAAGAAGGUUAUGUCUAUCCUUCUUCACGGCGACGCUGCCUUUGCGGGUCAAGGCGUGGUGUUUGAGACAAUGCACUUGUCGGACCUUCCCGAGUACACAACACACGGCACCAUUCACAUCGUGGCAAACAACCAGAUCGGAUUCACAACUGAUCCCAGGCAUUCCCGCUCAUCUGCCUACUGCACAGAUGUGGCGCGCGUGGUGAAUGCCCCAAUCUUCCACGUCAACAGCGACAAUCCCGAGGCAGUCAUGCACGUAUGCAACGUGGCCGCUGAAUGGCGUGCUACCUUCCACAAGGAUGUCGUCAUCGACAUCGUCAGCUACCGCCGCAACGGUCACAACGAGGUGGACGAACCUAUGUUCACUCAGCCCCUCAUGUACCAGAAGAUCCGCAAGACUAAACCUGUCUUGGAGAAAUAUGCUGACCAACUGAUCGCCGAAGGAGUUGUUACCGCUGAAGAAGUGAAGGAUGUCAAAGAUAAAUACGAUAAAAUUUGCGAGGAUGCAUACAACCAGGCUAAGCAGGAAACACAUAUUAAAUACAAGGACUGGCUCGACUCACCGUGGUCUGGCUUCUUUGAGGGCAAAGACCCAUUGAAGAUGUCUCCUACUGGUGUCGUAGAGGAAACCCUGGUCCAUAUCGGAAAACGUUUUUCAUCGCCACCCCCGAACGCUGCCGAGUUCGAAGUACACAAAGGUUUAUUGCGUAUUCUUAAAUCACGAAUGGAGAUGGUUGAGAAUCGCACCGUGGACUGGGCUUUGGGGGAAGCUAUGGCGUUUGGAUCGCUUCUCAAGGAAGGAAUUCACGUCAGGCUGUCUGGUGAGGAUGUCGAGAGAGGAACAUUCUCUCACAGACAUCACGUUCUUCAUCAUCAAAAAGUCGACAAGGCGACUUACUGCCCACUGGCUCACCUGUACCCAGAUCAGGCUCCAUACACUGUUUGUAACAGCUCACUUUCUGAAUACGGCGUACUGGGCUUUGAAGUGGGUUACUCUGUGACCAACCCGAAUGCUCUUGUGCUGUGGGAGGCGCAGUUUGGCGAUUUCAACAAUGUGGCGCAGUGUAUCAUCGAUCAGUUCAUCUCGAGCGGGCAGGCCAAAUGGGUGCGCCAGUCUGGCAUCGUACUGCUGCAACCGCACGGCAUGGAGGGCAUGGGCCCUGAACAUUCUUGUGCUCGCCUGGAGAGAUUCUUGCAAAUGAGCUCCGACGACCCAGAUUACAUGCCACCUGAGAGCCCCGACUAUGAAGUGCGUCAAUUGCAUGACUGCAACUGGAUCGUGGCGAAUUGCUCGACUCCCGCGUCCUACUUCCAUAUCAUGCGCCGACAAAUCGCGUUGCCAUUCCGCAAGCCACUUAUCCUGAUGACGCCCAAAUCGCUCCUACGUCACCCCGAAUGUAAAUCAUCAUUCGACGAUAUGAAUGAAGGCACCUCCUUCAGAAGGGUGAUCCCAGAGGAAGGUCCAGCAUCCCAGAAUCCACAGAAGGUCCGCAAACUGGCCUUCUGCUCGGGCCGCGUCUACUAUGACUUGCUUAAGGAACGCCGCGAUAGAGGACUGGAAGGGGACAUCGCUAUUGCCAGAUUGGAGCAGAUCUCACCGUUCCCGUAUGAUCUGAUCAAGGCGGAAGUAGCUAAGUAUCCUAAUGCUCAGCUAGUGUGGAGCCAAGAGGAGCACAAGAACAUGGGAUCAUGGAGCUACAUCGAACCACGUUUCCGCACCCUCUUGCAAAACCAGAAACAACUCAGGGCAAAGUCCCAAUCACAAGGUUGGUUUAGUCAACUUUUCGGCAGUGGCCAGCAGUCUGCCCCACAAACUCAAUCGGAUACUGAAACAGUCCCACGCACUAUUAGCUACAACGGUAGAGCAACUGCUGCAUCUCCGGCUACUGGUUCGAAGGCGGCCCACAACAAGGAAUUGAAAAAUCUUCUCGACGAAUUCUGCGUAUUAUAAGCGACUUCACUACACAUACGAACACUUGGCUUCGACACGACUCGCCGAUGUCUAGUUUAGUAAUCCAAUAUGCCAUAGAGUAUAAACAUAUUUACCUAAAUCACCAGUAGGUACAAUCCAAACUCGAAACGUAAUUUAUCCUUACAUUAGUUUUUAUUGAAAUUGUAAUGUUAUUCUCUUCUACAUAACUGUCAGUAUUUGUUGUAAUUCUCCUCACGAUUAGCUAGUGUAGUUAGAUAAAUUCUAAUUUAUUUAUUUAAUGUAGCAUAAUAUGUGGUGUAGUUUGUAAACAUUAUUUAUUUUGGUACGUAAAGCCAAUGUCUGUUUAAUUUUCAUACUUCAAAGUAAGUGGCUAUGUGCAAAGUGGUAUAAUUUAUUUUUAACAUAGAGCAGAGUCAUUUACGCUUGUUAUUUUUGUGUAAAUAAAUAUUAUACAUUUAUUUUUUUAUUUCAUUAAUUACAUUUUCUAUUGUAUUUCUUGACGGGUAUAAUGUGGAGCUAAUUCUUUGGGGGGCUACUAAUUGGUUGUUCUUACAUAUAUGCCAUGCUAUGUUUGGUAUAUAUGAACAGGUCGUCUCUCCGUAAAGAUAUUGCUCUUUUCGUACCAUUUUACUAGUCUCUAAGUAAUUAUUUAGCAUCAGUAAGUAACACGACGUCGUCGUUAAUAACCAUAUUAUUCCAGCACAGCAAUGGUAAUAGUUCUGAAUUUAUUUAUUUUGUAGUGUAAAAUGUAUUACGUUAUAUUUUUCAUUAAUUUAUUUUCUUAGUUGCGAAAUAAAAGGGCUUUCUUUUAUUUUUGAAACCUUUCGCACUAAUGAUAUGAAAGGUUAAAAAAUAGCCAAAUAAGCAUAAUCCAAUUAUGGUUUUUGGAGAAGGUUAUUCAGUUUUAUGAAUUUGAACAUUGUCAAAUAACUUGAAAAUUAAUUUAAUACUACUACUCAACAUGCGUAGUAACGAUUUUAAAUAGAAAAAGACUACUAUUAUUUCUUAUUGCUUCAUUUUUUGGCGUAAAGAAAUAUAUUUUUCAUUUAUUUUUUGUUGUUGGUUAUUGUGACGACGUUCGCUCUAUCUUCUCUCGCGGAUGCAGAUCGCAAUCUUUAAAUCUAAAUAGUAAUAAUACGUGUUAAAGAAUUUUCGUGAGGCUGUUAGACAUCUGUUAUAAAUUUGUUAUCGUACUAUAUUGCACUAAGUAGUUGUUUACAUUGACAUUCGUGUAACGAUAUUAUAUAUGAGAUAUUAUUAGAUAGUAUUAAAAAUUACAGCAUAGUAAAUUGCACUGUAGAUCGUAACGUACGUUGGUAACAAAUUAUAGUAGCUAACGAUUUAUUUGUUGUCUAUGGUCGUUAUGUUUUGCAUCCGACCGUCCCUAUAUAGAUUUAGUUCGCUCAUAGUUACCGCCGUUCUGAACGGCUCGUGUAAGGAAUAACACCAAGGCCCAUCGCUUUGUAUAAACCAACGCAUAUUGUCUACGAGUUUGUUGUGACCUAAUCUGUAUGUAGAAUUUAAUAUCCUCUUCGUAAGUAGAAACGGCUGUUUACAAUUAUUGUACACUGUUUCUUAUUGUGGUUGAAAGGCCGCACAUGCAGGAAUGUCCUUGCACUUGUUAAAUUUUGUGGGUUUUGAUUUUUACCAUUUUACAUAAAUUAAUUCGUUGUUGUUAAUUACAGUAAAAUUUAACGAAAUUAUAUUUCAAGUAUAUCUAAAAGUAUUUGUAGGAAGUAUAUCUAAUACGAACAUAAA
Molecule: messenger RNA, 5046 nt
Organism: Achroia grisella
Lineage: Eukaryota; Metazoa; Arthropoda; Insecta; Lepidoptera; Pyralidae
Gene: Nc73EF
Product: 2-oxoglutarate dehydrogenase complex component E1
Exons: 23
Coding region: 133-3306 (1057 amino acids)
Biological process (GO): tricarboxylic acid cycle
Cellular component (GO): mitochondrion; oxoglutarate dehydrogenase complex
Molecular function (GO): thiamine pyrophosphate binding; oxoglutarate dehydrogenase (succinyl-transferring) activity
Source: RefSeq, a predicted model, not a curated record